AUGUACGCGACUGUCCAGAAAAAGUCAGAAAAUAAACUCAUUGCCGAGAUUCCAUCUGAAGAUCGCAGUCAGUGCCAUACGGCUUUGUUUCUAGAAAUCGAGUGCUCGUCGUUUUUGACAUGUGAAAGCUGUCAGCUGUUUUCGACACACUGUGGAUGGUGCGACGACGGUUCUCGAACGGGCCUCGGCACUUGUUUACCUGGUGGCAACGACGGCCCCGUGGAUUGGUACGUAACCAGCAGGAGUUUCAGGCGCAACAGCGACCUCUGUCCCUCGAAAAAUUGGUACUUUGUUCAAUGUCAAUGCAACGGCCACGGUACUUGUGCGAACACUACUUAUGCCGCCGAUACCGAUUCCGUUCCGCUCAAAUGUUUAUCCUGCCAAGACAAGACGAUGGGACAUCAUUGCGAACGAUGCGUCGAUGGCUACUACGGUAAUGCACUGAAUGGUGGAAACUGCACACGGUGCGACUGCAACGGGAAAGCGACUCAAUGUGACCCUUACAAGGGCAACUGCUUUUGUAUGACGAAAGGUGUUUCAGGGUUCAACUGCGACAAGUGUGAACAGAAGUACGUUAGAGUCGGCGACGAGUUGACCAUCGAUUUUGUGUUCACCUUUAACCUGAACAGCGAAGACGAUGCGCACAUAACGCAGAUCAACUUUAUGACUCGCCCUCCAAAGGAAAAUACGGAUGUUACAGCGUUCGCUGGCGACAAAGAGAGACGGUUUUUAAUGGGCAGUGCCUGCCACGAGAUUGAACGUCGGUUCGGUGCUGACGAGUUCUCUUUUGGAACUGAUGCGAAUACAACAUUUUUCAUAUAUUUGUACGAUUUUAAGUCUCCAAUUAUUAUUCAGAUAUCAUUUGCUCAAACGCCAACCAUCGACUGGAUGAAGUUUUUCAUUACGUUUGCCCUGUGCUUCUUCAUCCUGCUAGUCGUUGCUUUUGCCUUAUGGAAGAUCAAACAGCGGUUCGACGUCUACCAAAGGAGACAGAGAAUGUUCGUGGAAAUGGCACAGAUGGCCAGCAGGCCGUUCGCAUCAGUCGAACUGGACUUAUCCCUUACGUCGCCGGGUUCGAAGCAGGCAGCAACGCAGGUGGCGAUAGAGCCAUGCAGCAACUAUCGAGCAGGCGUUGUGACGGUCGCCGUGCGACUUCCGACCGGGGGCCGGAAAUAUGUUCCGAACGGACAGUCAGGUUUCGCCGUGGCUUCGGCGCUGUGUUUCCUGACACCCAACCAAUUAGCUCAACUUCAGACGCCGCCUUCGCCGGUUCCUGAUCCCAAAGCGAAGCGAAAGCGGCCCCCGUGCUUAUUUUCUUCAUGA
Molecule: messenger RNA, 1323 nt
Organism: Soboliphyme baturini
Lineage: Eukaryota; Metazoa; Nematoda; Enoplea; Dioctophymatida; Soboliphymatidae
Source: the annotation of a GenBank genome assembly